Molecule: messenger RNA, 4388 nt
Organism: Stereum hirsutum FP-91666 SS1
Lineage: Eukaryota; Fungi; Basidiomycota; Agaricomycetes; Russulales; Stereaceae
Exons: 7
Coding region: 795-1226 (143 amino acids)
Source: RefSeq, a predicted model, not a curated record
ACAACAUCACCAACAGCGCAACAAAAUCAUAACGACAAUCAUGGACGAAGAACACGAGGAGCUUGACUGGGGCCACGACGACGACGAGCUCGCCGGCAGUAACGUACUCGAAUACCCAAGAUCAGACGCAGAGGGGGUCGACGUGGAGGAUGUGGUAUCGCUUGGUGGCGACGACGACGACAUCCAGGAAUAUGCUGACUACUCGAAUACUCCCCUACAACAAGGAUCAGGCAAGUCAGCCCCUCCUUCUAGGGCGUACUCGAGGAGCGAGAGCAGAGGAGGGAGACGUGAUGCAGACCGUGAGCCAUCCAUCGGUACUCGACGACAGAGCCCGACACCCCUUUUAUCGCCUAAUCAUGGUCGGAGUCGCUCCCAACAACAACUCAAGCACGCACUUCCACCCAAACCUGUAGUCGCUAGUCCUGCGUUUCCCAUACCCUCGACGACCGCUGCAAGUCCCAUGUCGAUGGCUCGCAGAGAGAAGGAACGUCGGGAAGCUGUCGCGGACAGCCAACCUCCGCCGCCUGGAUGGGAGGUACGGCAGUCUCGACGCGGAGAUGUUUACUUUUACAACCCCGAGACGAAGGAGUCGCAGUGGACUCGGCCUGCAGCGCCGAAGCCGAAAGCCGUCGAGCUUUCGCCUCCAGCCCGAGGCAGACCAAUCAUCCUGCACGAGAGGCUUGUCAACGGUGAUUCGUGGGUGGCUGCUAUUGAUGGUAAGGACACGUCGCCAAGGGCGGCCGGGGCAUCUCAUAGCAAGCUAUCAGCCGAAAAUCCAUCAAGUUUCUCCUACGAUGACCGGCACUACCGACCUGGAGAUGCCCCUCACACUUCUCAUCCUGAUCUUUCCCCUAGGCUGGUAUCAACACGCAACGAAGGAGCAUUGUCGGUGCACUCCGAGACUGACCACCAACACAACAUCGCUUCUCGUUUGGGACACCGGGAACAUUCGCCUUCACGCGAAACCAACGGCCGCGGCGCUGCUGACGAUCGUUUGCGCCCUGUCGAUUCUGUCUAUCGCAGCCGACCCCUCGACCAUGGAUCUCACACCACAUAUACCGCCUCUCGAGCUGAUUCUCCACCGCCCCGCCAAUCUGCCACUUACGACCGCGAACGACAUUAUCGCUCAGAUGACGAUCCUCACCAUUCGCAAGGCGCUCCUGUGCGACGUCGGUCAAUCUCACCAGCCCAAAACUCUGGCAGGUAUUCGGCUCCAAGUACGUUAAUCCACAUCAUACCACAUUCCUGCACCACCCAGCUCUCGUCGCCAAGCGUGAAAACUCCUCCCGAGGCGGAGGACUCGCAUCGACUUCAAUGUGUUCGUCUCGAGAAGCCUUGGGGGUCGAGUCGCCGAACCUGGCACCGCUUGUUCCCUUGUUCCACCAUUCAAUUGGUCUCGUCUUUCGGUCGUUUGGUCGGCUUCACAAGACGCUCACACUACUCCCAUCGGCCUCCGCUCUUUUAUUCUUCAUCUCCUCGUUGACGCGUCUCAUGAUGAUCAUCACCAUUCUCAAUACUGCCUUUUCCUUCGUCUUCUUUUCAUGUCUAGGACCUAGGUCGAAAUCACCCCGAAUGGACACAUGGACUCCAGCGACCUCCUCACACAGACCCUCCGAACGGGAUCGCGAGCACGAAUACGGUGCUCGAUCUCCCCCGCCUCCAACUUUGAGGCAAGAGAGUACUCGCCGACCAGCCAGCCCUCCCCCGAGAGUACGGCCUUCACCGCCGGUGCGUCAGCGGGACACGUACAUACCAGACGACAUCGCCGUACCUUCCCGCCGUGCUCGAGAGCCAGACAUGUCAAGGUAUGACGAAGAAAACGAGGCCAAACGUCGAAGGACAUCCGGCAUGCGAAGCAAUGAUUCUGCGCCAGCUCGUCGUACGGUGGCUCCUGAGGCCGUGAUCCCGCCCUCUGUGACGCGAACAUCGAUGUCUUCCUCUGGCCAUGGCGCCGAAUCGUACCCCUCCCCAUCCGCAGACCAAACUCGCUCUCGAAAACGUCUACCUCUCCCACCACAGCAGGCUCGGUUUCGCGAGAUGUCCUCCGCCACACCCCCAAAGCGUCCGGAUCAACCUGUUCCACCAGUUCCACCGCGAUCUCCUCCGGCCAACCGUUCAUACGCACCUCUUCCAAGUGAACCAUUGGCCUCACGGAACGCACCCCGAGCAGCUGCCCGUGAUCCUCCCCCGCACAAGCCUUCGGCGGCCUUUGAAGACAUGCCAAAGUUAGGCUUACCAACCCCUCCCGACAGUCAUAGCCGUCUUCCUCCGCCCGAUAGUAGCUCCGGGCGUGGCUUACGUGGUGAUCGAGAAAGGGAUAGAGAAGACGAACGCAUGGAUGUUGACCCAUCGGAUCCAUAUACCUCUAAACAUUCCCCGUACGAUGAGCCUCGCGCUCGACGAGAUGGCCAGCCGGCUUCUUAUCCACCUCGAGAUGAUAUUGUGUCUAGAGAUCCGGUCCCGCGCGCUCCUAGGGCGAUGGGGAGGGAACGGGAACGGGACAGUGGUUACGAAGGUGUGCGUCGCGGGUCGGGCUCCCCCACGGCACCAGCGUACUCUAGACGGGAGUCUACGACUUCAGUUGUCGCCGAAGUCGCUUCUUCGAGGGCAAGGGAUAGGGAACGAGAGAGGGAGAGGUCUCCGAUCGCCCCAUCGGCGAGAUAUAGGGAGCCUCCAGUCGCUCCAGCUCGACCACCUGUCGAACCUGCUAGGGAAAGAGAAAGUGUGAGGACUUCGUACGAUUGGUCUAGUAGAGCCGAAGUCCCAGCAACCGCCCCUUCGAUCCCACGCGAGCCGGCUCGCGCACCACGACGUACUCUGGACAACCAAGUUCCUAAGCUCUCUGGUACAAACAACGUGCCUAUCGGGCCUAGAAAAGUUCAGGCACCAACUAUUCCAACAUCUGUGCCGGCGCAGAGACCGUCUUCGCCUAUUAAGAGACGAGAUUCGACGUCAGGCGUAUCCCGGGCACCUGAUCGUCCGGGUGGUUGGGAUAGGAUGGGACGACAACCGCCACCUCAUAUGCCUGUACGUCCUGCUAUGGAUGAAGAUGCCCCGUCUGGGAAAAGACGUCCUGAGGAAAUGAAUGCUGUCCAGAUGUCUCCACCUCGUACACGUGCAGAUACUCGACUCCCUGAACGAGCAUCUCGCUUCGGCCCUCCACCAUCACUCGCGACACCGGCUUCCUCUUCGCCACCCGUCGCUCGCGACGGUCGACCUUUGACACCUGAGGACGAAUAUCCUCCUCGCAGACGAGCGUCUCCAUUGCCGCUGCGCUCUCAAGCUGCCAGGGGUGUCGGCGCGUCGACAUCUUCUCUUGAUGAGAAUUUUAUACACCAGACAGCGAGGCUGCGAGCUUCGGAUCCAGACGUACGGCCCCCGCCUCCGACCGGAACCCUGUCUCCUCCGCCGAUGAGGGAAAGGUCCCCUCCGCGAAGGGAGAGGGAGAGGUCGCCGCCAUCAUUACGAGAGAGGUCAUCACCACGAAGCGAGAGGUCACUACCACCCUUGAGAGAAAGGUCCCUACCGCGAAGAGACAGAUCACCACCGCCGCUGAGACAAAGGUCACCUCCACCUUAUGUGCUCCCUCGACGCGGGUCGAACAUACAAGAGCGUGGUGGGAGCUCCUACGUCCCAGUAUACGAUAAGGAUACCCCGCCGAGGACGUCUCCGAAUAUCCGUGGAAGGGAUAGGUCUCUUCCGAGGGACCUUCCUCCACACAAGCUUGCACGACACGAUUCCCUAGCAUCGCGACCGCCGUAUCAAGCCGACAGGGAACGCGAACGCGAAAGGGCGCCACAGCGUGCUCUUACCCCACCAUUGUCGAAUUAUUCUGGCGCCGUCGAAGAUCCUUCUGUUCGUGGGGCGGACGCUCCUGUCAUGUCUUAUCGCUCUAGGAUCGACGUAGAGGACUCGUAUAAAUAUCGAGGCAUGGCCGAUGCGGACCUUCACAACGGUCGGGCACUGGAAUACCCUCGGGAGCGUCUGGAGAAUGAGAAGGUAGAUGGCCGGAACGGGAAUGUCGCGCUUCAUGAGAGUGAGAGCCCAAGGGAUACCAAGCCAAAAGGGUUGUCGUUAUUGAGUAGACUGUCUUCGGACAUGCUACCGUCGAACUCGGGGAGGGAUGAGGAUGUAGAUGUCGGGAUGGAUGAGAUGGAAAGCAGGGAUGAGAAAAGAGUGAAUGGGAUUAGGGACCGGGGAGAUGGGCCAAGUGAGGUGCCGGCGUUUGUGAGCGGAGCGAAUGGGGGUGGGGGCGCAGAAGGUCGGGGGAGGGGUAGGAGGAGGUCAGGGAAGCCGAGAAGGGGGAGACGAUGAAUGAGGUUCUUGGAAAGGGAUGGCGGGCGUGCUAUUACGGUGAUUGGAUGCUGGGUCGAUGUGUUGUCUUGUGG